Messenger RNA from Vicia faba (fava bean), 480 nucleotides. The record is from the annotation of a GenBank genome assembly. Lineage: Eukaryota; Viridiplantae; Streptophyta; Magnoliopsida; Fabales; Fabaceae.
AUGGUACCUUCAAGGGAAAAUAGAUGCAAGGCUCGGGUAGGAGAGAAUGCUUCUGGAGUUGUUGAACAAGAAUCAAUUCCUCAAGAACCUUUUAUGAAGCAAAGAAGAUUGUUGUCAGGUUUCAGGAUAAUGUCCAUCAUCAUUCCUAAGUAUGUUAAUUUGACAACCUUUCCCUCUUGUAGCUUCAAUUUUCCAGCUUUGUUCGAAUACCAACAUGUCAAUGGUUUUGUCUCUGAAUAUGGACCUUAUUAUCCAGACUUAGUUAGAGGUUUUUAUGCUUAUUUGUCUAUUCAACCUGGUUGUGCCUUUCAUACAAAAGUUAGAGGUCUUAAGAUUGGAAUGACUUUAGCAGAACUUGGUAAUUGUUUGGGAGUGCCUUAUGAAGGUGAACAAAUCCAUCAUGGCUAUACCCUGUCUAUUCGGGCAUGGGCAGGUUAUAGUAAGCUUGAUUUUUACUUUAGCAUAAGCCUCAUUUCCUAA